CCCGCAGUCUCUUUGGAAACUUCUGCCGGGGUAAAAAAAAAAGAGCUAGGGAAAAGCUGCAAAGCUGUGUGGGCUUUUCCCUUUUUGGCUCCUUCUCAUUUUCCCCUCCUGGGUCUGCACCCUUCUCCGGACUUCACAGAGAACCUGCGAAUUUCGAAGAGGUGGUAGCAGAGUGGGAGAAGGGAGGUCUUAGAGUGUGGGUCUGGUGUGGUUUAGAGGUUUGCUAUGUUUUUUGGGUUUUUUUAAUUUCUUGAUUUCAACAUUUUUUUUUCCACCUUCUUGGCUACUGCCAACGCUUUUUACCUAUUCCGCGGAAGCCGCGCGCAGCUGAGGGUUAGAGAGGAGUGGGGUACGUUUUAGAUUUCAAGCAAAAAAAAAAAAAAAAUUGAAGACAAAUCCAUUUUUCUCCCCCCUCCCAUCCUUUUUCCAUAGCCUCAGAGAUCAUUUCUGUUGCUUUGGGGCGAGCAAUUUUGUAAGACUUUUCCCCUCUGCAAUUCUGACCAGAUCUGGUCUGGGGUUUUCUGGGGUCUCGGCUCACUCUGCGUGCACCUGGCGCGCCUCUUUUUUUUUUACCCCCCAACCUGUUGCAAGUCUUUAAUCCUUGCAAUUGGGACUUGCUUGCAGCUUCCUGAAUCCUCCUCUCCCUACAUUUUGCAAGUGACUGGGGGAGGGCACCUGCUCUACCUGCCAGAGAUCUAAAAAAAAAAAAAAAAUCUCCAGGCGCCCUCUUGGCCCCUUUCUUCACGCACUCUCGCUCUUCUGCCCCGCCCCGAGGUAAAGAGAGACUCAGAGAAGAUGGUGCUCACCACGGUCCUCCUGCUGCUGGCUGCCUAUGCGGGGCCGGCUCAAGGCCUGGGCUCUUUCGUGCACUGCGAGCCCUGCGACGAGAAAGCUCUGUCCAUGUGUCCCCCCAGCCCCCUGGGCUGCGAGCUGGUCAAGGAGCCCGGCUGCGGCUGCUGUAUGACUUGCGCCCUGGCGGAGGGGCAGUCCUGCGGUGUCUACACUGAGCGCUGCGCCCAGGGUUUGCGCUGCCUCCCGCGGCAGGAGGAGGAGAAGCCACUGCACGCCCUGCUGCAUGGCCGAGGGGUUUGCCUCAACGAAAAGAGCUACCGCGAGCAAGCCAAGAUUGAGAGAGACUCUCGUGAACAUGAGGAGCCUACCACUUCUGAGAUGGCUGAAGAGACCUACUCCCCGAAGAUCUUCCGGCCCAAGCACACCCGAAUCUCCGAGCUGAAGGCCGAGGCUGUGAAGAAGGACCGCAGGAAGAAGUUGACCCAGUCUAAGUUUGUGGGGGGUGCUGAGAACACUGCCCACCCCCGAGUCAUCCCUGCACCUGAGAUGAGGCAGGAAUCUGAGCAGGGCCCCUGCCGCAGACACAUGGAGGCUUCCCUGCAGGAGCUUAAAGCCAGCCCUCGUAUGGUACCCCGUGCCGUGUACCUACCCAACUGUGACCGCAAAGGAUUCUACAAGAGAAAGCAGUGCAAGCCUUCCCGUGGCCGCAAACGUGGCAUCUGCUGGUGUGUGGACAAGUAUGGGAUGAAGCUUCCCGGCAUGGAGUACGUCGACGGGGACUUUCAGUGCCACACCUUCGACAGCAGCAACGUUGAGUGAUGUAUCCCCUCCCGUCCUCCCCCUCUUCCACCCCCAGCCCCGACUCCAGCCAGCGCCUCCCUCCACCCCAGGACACCACUCAUUUCAUCUCAUUUAGGGGAAAUAUAUAUGCCCAUAUAUAUUUGAGGAAACUGAGGACCUCGGAAUCUCUAGCAAGGGCUCAACUUUGAAAAUGGCAGCAACAGAGAUGCAAGAAGAUAAGGAGACAUUCCCCCACCCCAAAAUGGUAUUCUUUUUGAAGCAAGUUGAAUGAACAGAGAAGGAAAGAGAGAAAGAGUGAGAGGGAGGGAGAGAUGGAAAGAAAGAAUUGGUGUAGAAAAGAAAUGACAGCAUUAGGAAAAGAAAGAGAAACAGCAGGAAGCAAAGGGCACCUCAGCCAGGACUGGAUCUGUCCUUCUCUUCCAGCCCUGACUUAGGGUCGGGGAGAGGUUGGGGCACUCAAAAGUGUGACUUGAGUUGUGUCAUUCAAUGACACCCUUGAAAUGUACCCAGUUUGGAUCUGUCAGGGGGAGAAAAGAAACAACAAAACGUGUCAGUGCCUGUCUCUCAGGACUGUCGCUUCCUCCCUCCAGCCAGCAGCACAGAGGUGGCUGAAUCCUUGCCCUUCCUCUCCUCAUACCCAAGUGGAGGGUUGUCUCAUCCCCAAAUUUAUAAAGACUAAAAUGCAUUCCAUCCCUCUGAAAACAAAGGAAAUUUGUAAUUGAAUGGUUUUAGAUAGGUUUUUCCUAAGCAGAUGGUGAACUCCUUUACUGUAAACAAAUUUCACUCUUGAUAGAUUUUCAGAAGUCAGCACCCACCUCCAUAUUGGAAAGACACGAUUUUCCAGGAUGACAGCAAACAUUCAGAAGCAUGUGGCUUCAGUCCCUCAUUUCACUCAACUCACAGCUGGCCCAGCAGCCUCUGUGGAGGAGGACAGGCUGAGAAAAUGAGGGGCUUGUAUUUACCUACAAGGCUCCAUGUAGACUUAUAUAGGCAUAUAAAUCUAUUUCUUUUUUUUAUUUUCUCUUCUUUCCUUACAAAGGUUUGCAUUACCUCUUCAAAGUAGUUCCUUUGGGGCACUGAGGAGCUUUCUCAUUCUGGGAAAUCCAGGAACAUCCAUAUUCAACUAAUACAACCCAGAACACCACCCUUGCCUGCCCCUGGGCAGCAUUUCCCACGAGCCACAUACUUGGCCCUUUUGUGGGGCAUAGUGUUGGAUCUUCUCAUGAUUCCCCCACCUGGGUUUAAACAUACCCACCAAGCCAGGUAGCUGCCAGCACCAGAUGGUGCAUGAACUAAGCAGCCCAGGUUAUCCCACUUCAGCCUUCCAACCCCCAGGAAGUAACUAUCUCACACCACACCACAUGAGCCCACUACAUCCAACUUUAACCCACUAUCCUGUCCCAGUCUUUCUUUCUAUCUGGGCAGACCUGCAUUUUGAAAGUCUCCCUCAGAUGUCAGGUUGACAGAGAAAGAGAGAAACCGACAUGAGAGAUGGUGAAGGGCCAGGUGACGGGGGAGAAGUCUCCACAAAGGAAGUAGUAAACGGAGCAGGACCAGGAGGAUAGAGGAACAGAAAAGACACAGAAAGAGGGGAACUCCAAUAGAUCUUUCCUUGGCUUCUCCAGCUGAUAAGCCCUCUAGAAUUCUAGGGGGAAAUGGGAGAACAGGGUCUGAGGUAGAAAUGAGCUCAAUCCAGGUCAUAGAGCCAGGACAGUGGGUAAUUUAGGUGGGUUCUAGACAUGAGAACUAAGCAUUUAAAGGACUAGAGGCUGGGCUCAGACAUCCCACCUUCAGCCCAUCCUGAGGGACUGAGGCCAAAGAAGCUUUCAAGCUCGUCAUCCAUUCUGGCCAGUGCAUGCUUCCUCCCUGGGGUGGAAGAUAGUGGAAGGCCCAGGAUGACCCAGGCAUGGAUCUUCAAGGCUGCUGUCAUUUUUGGCAGCCAGAUUCUGGUCCAAGAAAAACCCCAUUGUCCACUGGCUUCUUCAACAAAUGGAUGGCCUCGGGACUGUCCUAGAAGACUGAAGACAGCCUGCCAGGAGAUAGGGCUCAGACAUUGUUAAAGGAGGCCCUUUCUUGCCAUGGACACAGCUCUCUGCUCUUUCUUGAUGGCAUGGUACAGUAAACAUCCCCUCCAACACCAAACUUGGGGCAACAAGAAGGGACUGCAAAGAAGCAAACACAUUUCAACUCAUGGGAAACUGAUGGCUAUGGAGCUUGGGGAAUGUCUCUUAUUCCCUGGACAGGACAGUUGGCUGGGGAUGGAAGAGGUGGUUGAUCUUCUUAAGACAAAGGGCCUGAUGGGGAUGGCAGCAUGAGGACUUACCGGACCUGUGGGGUCAGUGCACCCAUCUCCCUGCACAGUGUCCCUGGCCCCCCAACUCACACUUCUCCAUGCCUUAGGCCAGUAUCCUAAAUCUUUUCCAUGACACGCUUCUUUCUGCCAUUCUUUCUUUGGAUCUUGAGCAGUCAUCUACUAGGAUUUGCCAAGUGGAUACCGGGGUACCGUUGCCCCUAAGAAAAGACUGAGCCGGAACUGCUUACUCCCACCACCCCUCCCAGGCUUCAACCUGAUUUCUGAGAAGGGUGUUCUCUUCACCCCACAAUUUCCUGGACAUUGAAUGAGCCUCUACCCCUUGCAUGGGCUCUUUGUUGUGAGCCACAGAUAGGGGACAUUGGACAGACACUUUGGCCUUCCCAAGUUUAGCCUACUAACCCAAACUUGUGAGUGUCUCCAUUACUUAUAGAGAAAGGUUUGUCGAGGCAGCUGCCCUUUCCCUAGAGGAAGCUGGACCUUCACAGACAGCUUUCAAAUGAGAGGUCUGGCUGAGCCCUGGGUGUGAAGACCGCAGAAGAGAGUCACUGAGAGAAGAGGAAUGGUCCUCCCCUUGGCACAGGGAGAGAAGGCAGGCUUGCAGUGGUCCCAGCAUGCCCUGAGCAGGGAGUUUCUUGGCUUCUGGUUGGUCUUUGUUCCCUUACAGGCCUCUGUUUGGGGUUUAUCUAUGGCCAUAGGUCUAAGUGUUGCCUGUCCCCAACCCCACUCUCUCAUGAAAGGCUUCUUCCCAUCCCCUUGUGACUGAUGCCUCACUCAAGCAGUGGAAAAGAUACCUCUCUUCCCCCACUCACUACUGCCUGGUGACUGAAGGAGGCCUAGCCAGGACCCAUUCUCCAUCUCCAGCCAGUCCCAACCCACCAGGAUAAAGCGGGACACCUGGGAAGGAGAAGACUCCAUGUUUCUCUGACAGCCAGGCCUAGACAGACAGGCUUGGAAACACCUGCCCCACAUCGGGGAUGAGAGGAGACCCAGGGGGCUGUCUGUGGUCACUCCUCUUCUCCCUAGAGACCCUCUUCCCACUACCACCUGUCUCCAUGGUAACGUACUCACCAUCCUCCCACAGCCCAGCGCCUUAGCAGAUUAGUUUGAGACAGGGCAGCAGUCCUUCCACUCACUGACUCGGACCCUAAGAGAGCUUUGGGUGGAGAACCGGAACUUCAGAGAAGAGUGGGCAAAGGACAAAGACCCUCCAGCCUCCGAAAGGAAUCUUUUGGCUUCCAAGAAAAAGGCGGCUAGGUUUUGAAAGGUUGUAGAAGGGAAGGAGGUUUUACCAACCGGCAGCCUGGGGGUUGUACUGUCUUUAUUUUAAAACCACUAAAGUGCAAGAAUUAUUUUGCACUGUUUCUUCAUCUUUUAGGUUUUUCUUUUUUAAAACAUGCUUUCUUGGUUUUCUAAUGGAGUAUACAGUUUAGCCAUUUCACAGACGCUGGCCUCCUCUUUAAGUCUUCUGGAUGGGGGAAGGAAGGUGAAGGGUCAAGGGGGAUGGGGCCCCUAGCCAACCUCUAUCCAGUCACCCCAACUUCUCUGAUCCCAGCCUCAGCCCCAUCUCUCCCACCGUCUCGGUCACCGUCACACAGUAGCCUGUCACAUGGAUAGCACAGUGGUCAGACAAGAUUCCUUCAGAUUCCGAGAUGCCUACCGGUUGUUUUUUGUUUUUUGUUUCUGUUUUUGUUUUUUUAAGACAGCAAUAACCACAGCACAUUACUGUAGCUCUUUAUAGUGUUACAUACAGACACCAUAGCUCUGUUCUCUCUUCUUUUUUGUUUUCAAAAAAAUGAAAUGCUCAUACUUUUUACUGGUGAAACAGAUGAAAAAAAAAUAAUAACCAACAAACAAAACCAGUUUGUGAGAAACAAAACAAGCAAACAAAAAAAUAACGCGGGGGGGAAAAUCACCCAAAUGCGGAAGAGCUCAGCUCCUGUUUAGCAUUUUGUACUUAAGGAAAUAAAAAAGAAAAACCCAGAGGAUCUCACAUUUUAUUAAAAGUGAAGAUUGCUGUAUACUAUUUAUUCAACUUAUAAUUUAUGUUACUCCUUGAUCUUUGUCUUUUGUCAUGACAAAGCAUUUAUUUAAUAAAGUUAUGCAUUCAGUUA
Molecule: messenger RNA, 6018 nt
Organism: Nannospalax galili (Upper Galilee mountains blind mole rat)
Lineage: Eukaryota; Metazoa; Chordata; Mammalia; Rodentia; Spalacidae
Gene: Igfbp5
Product: insulin like growth factor binding protein 5
Biological process (GO): regulation of insulin-like growth factor receptor signaling pathway
Cellular component (GO): extracellular region
Molecular function (GO): insulin-like growth factor I binding; fibronectin binding; insulin-like growth factor II binding
Source: RefSeq, a predicted model, not a curated record